Pseudomassariella vexata is the source of this 492-nucleotide messenger RNA. Its product is annotated as NUDIX domain-containing protein. NCBI's taxonomy places the organism in Eukaryota, Fungi, Ascomycota, Sordariomycetes, Amphisphaeriales, Pseudomassariaceae. The transcript has 2 exons. Gene Ontology annotation, cellular component: nucleus; cytoplasm. The record is from RefSeq and is a predicted model, not a curated record. Gene Ontology annotation, molecular function: endopolyphosphatase activity; bis(5'-adenosyl)-hexaphosphatase activity; diphosphoinositol-polyphosphate diphosphatase activity. Gene Ontology annotation, biological process: diadenosine pentaphosphate catabolic process; diadenosine hexaphosphate catabolic process; adenosine 5'-(hexahydrogen pentaphosphate) catabolic process. Bases 1 to 492 code for a protein of 163 amino acids.
AUGGCCUCUGGUUCUACUUCUACCACCGGUCGGCCGAUGGAGUCCCGCACUGGCCGAAGCAAGCAGCGCUACAACUCGAAAGGUGAACGACUGGUUGCCGGCAUCGUGCCCCUCACGGCCGACAAGACCUAUGUUCUCCUGAUUCAGUCAACGCGAAGGAAGGGCUGGGUUCUGCCUAAGGGAGGGUGGGAGUCUGAUGAGGAGUGUACCGAAGCUGCGGCGCGUGAAGCUUGGGAAGAGGCCGGCAUAUCCAUCCAGAUCGACUACGAUCUCGGAGAUAUCGCCGAAACGCGACCGCCCAAGAAACCCUCCAAGGAUUCCACCAAGUCCAUCUACCGCUUUUACGAAGCUACUGUUACCAAGGAGGAAACCGAAUGGCCCGAGAAGCACAAGAGAGAACGACAGUGGUUCACCUAUGUCCAGGCCAAGGAGGCUCUCACUUCCCGACCUGAGCUCUUGGAGGCGCUGAACCGCUCAACCAUCAAGCGGUAG